This is a messenger RNA of Dufourea novaeangliae, 5594 nucleotides long. RefSeq lists its product as uncharacterized. The record is from RefSeq and is a predicted model, not a curated record. Gene Ontology annotation, biological process: positive regulation of Rho protein signal transduction. Gene Ontology annotation, molecular function: guanyl-nucleotide exchange factor activity. The transcript has 13 exons. Lineage: Eukaryota; Metazoa; Arthropoda; Insecta; Hymenoptera; Halictidae. The coding region runs from base 101 to 5461 and encodes 1786 amino acids.
CGUUGCAGCGUUCACGGAUCGAGGAUGAACGAUUACGAAAAUCGCAGACAGCCGCGGACAGGUGCUUCCAAGAAGCCGGGGACUGCGUACAUCAUAGGAAAUGACCAUGAGCGUGGCUGUCGCCCCGGGUAGCCUCGGUGCACCUCCAUCAAUGCUCGCCCCGAAAAUGUAUCAUCUACAACAGGGGUUAAGUUCAACAGCGGCCUCACCCACUCCCGAAAAAAGUUACGACACGCUGAGCAAAGGGAAGAAGUCGUGGAGCGUGAGACUUGGCUUGUCGCGGCAGAAUCAGAGCGCAGAUGAUCCGGGGAAAGGGUGGGGAACGAUAAGCGGCGGUAGCGGACUGUCGCGACAAAUGAUCUAUGGUGAUCCAUGGCUCUAUGGCACUGUUCGAUCGUCGAGGUCUGGUCACGAGCCACGAGGAUUCAUGACACCACCGCCACCGCCGCCGCCGGGAGCACCGAUACUGGUUGUAUGUUCCUGUCCGGAGUUUCUCAGCGGGACCACACGGAAGUUCGGGAAUUGCCGCAAGUGCGGUGGUCACCGAUUGACUGGUCUACCUUUAGGAGGAACAUGUCGACUUCCGCAGAUAUCCUCGAGGUCGAGACCCAGUCUUGCGGGAGUGUUAAGGCCAUCGAUCGACGAUCCGUACGAUCAGAUGCGUCGGAAUCGACUGGUGGAGCCGAGGACCAGGGCACGGAGUAUAUCACCGCACCGGCCGUUGUCUCAACGCGAUCCCCGGAGCCAGAGCGUGGCGCGGAACGCGAAAGAACGAAAGGGUUCGAUCGAGAGUACAUCCUCGAGGUCCGAAUGGUUCGACAAAGAAGGGACCGUCGGUUACGAGGAGGGUGCACGGAAGCCACGACCAGCUACCUUCAGCGGUUCAUCGACGGACGAGUGGCUCGAGGAGACGCCGCCGUUGACCGGCUCGCGAAAUCAAUCGUCCUCGAUCACACCUGGACGACUGGUCCGUGUGCCGAAAAAGAUCAGAGACACUAGGAACGAUUGGUCAGAGGGCGCGAGAACGCAGGAACCGAGUCCAGGGAAAAGCAACCAAAACGAAUGGAAAGAUCGAUCCACGUCCACCGUCGACUCGAGACGAAGCAUCCUCGAGUGCAACGUAAAUCCGUAUCUUCUGUUGAAAAAGCACAAGGACGAGGACGAUCUCAGCGACGAUCUAUCGGACAACGCCCUCGAGCAAGACGACGCGAGGCCUCUCUCCAGCCUGUUCGAUUCUUCGAAAGUGAAAUCGAUCGAGAGGAUACCGAACAGAAGCGCCGUGGCGGAGAUCGGUGGUCAACGGAUCAGGGUGUUCAACGAACCCCGUGAGAUCUCGGACGAGGAGGAUGUCCCGCCGGUGACGAGGAUCCCAAUACCAAAGGUUUCACCGAAACGGCCGCCCAGGAGACUGAAGGAAGCCAGACAAACGCUAAAGAGCAUACUGAAACGGGGGAAGGUGCUCGAGACCAGACGGAAGAACGUUCUUUUCAACGUGGACAACGUGAUUUUCGCGCCGGAGAAACCAUCGGAGGCGACGAGAUUGUCGUGGAGCAGGAUCGGUAGGAUCGCCACUUGCGCCACGAAUAUCGACGAACGGAGGAAUGAUGAGUCUGAGGAGGAGGAAGAGGAGGAGGAGGAAGAAGAAGAAGAGGAGGUGCCGGUAACGACCACCAGCCACGUCGAGCAAAGGGAGAAGUACAACUUCAUCACUGUACCGAAUAUCAGGGACCCGAAGAUGGACAGGAUCAGGCUAAAGGAGCCGAAAAUGUCGUCGCAGAAUAUGUGCCAGAAUCCCCUUAGUAUAGACGGAGCUAAGGUGGACAGGUUUGUCCAUUCUUACAACAAGGAACGCCCAAGUACACCGUUGCGGAACAAUGUGAAUGUUGAUUCAUCGCGGAGGAACGAAAGUAUUGUUGAAAGUAACUCCAACCCAAUUAUGCUUCCGACGAAGCUCGAAAGCACGAAACGGGGGGAUGAGGAGAAGAGAUUAGAAGAAGAGAGUGUUAGUAAAGUGGAGGAUAGUGAACGGCAGAUCGAGGAACCGGAGGAUCAUAUUCCUGGCAUUGCUGUCGACGAGAAAGAUUUGAUUAUGAAGUCUGAAGAAACGUCGAAAAGGUCCUUUUUAUCGCGCAGUCAAAGCGAACGGUCAUUCAGCAGACCGGAAGUGUCAGCAGGCAAUGUACAUUUCAUGGACACGAUGCGCCUCAGUCUUUCUAGAAAAGUUAAAGAAGCAUCAUCCACGUCAGAUUCGAGAGAACAGAUCGGUUCGACGGUUCGACACGAAGAUUCGCCUAAAUCUACGCACGAAACGCCAGAGAAGAAAUACUUGGAGAAAGAUGAUGACUCCAUUACAACCGAAUCCCAACAGCAUUCAUCGAAUCCAAAAGAAAUUGAUGAAAUUUCCGAAGAAAAGGUAGCUAAGACGUACAUAGACACUCAGAGCCCAUUCGAAGAUAACAACGUUCACUUCCGCGGGAUGAGACCGACUAGUUGGUCUCCUCCGCCAGGAAAGCAGAAAUACCAUCACACGAUCAGCGAUCCCGGCGCAAAGUCAAAGGACAUAGAUCAUUCUCAGUCGGCACGAAGCAGCCCGAUGUUAAAGACCACGUGGAAGAGAUCGAAUUCCUACGGAUCCUCGAGAAUCGAGAUCGGAUCACCGACAACAGAGAGCAACGUGUACAAAAUCACAGUCAGUCCUCGAGCCUCUCCUCUUGUUCAUCGGCUGCAAAUAGGCCCUGACGCCAAAGGAGCAAGGAGAACGUCGAUCUUGAUCAACGGAGACCCUACGCCAACCACCGAAUCAACGUCCGACAACAAAGUAACCAUCAGCGUCGGAGGAGAGGACAGCGUGUACAAUCCUACGGUGAUAUCCGUGAACCUGGAAAAUCCACCGAGGAUAAAAAGCUCCGCGGAGAAUCGUACUCUCGUGAUACUGGACAAUUACAAAUCGAACAUCGUCGUCGAGACUAUCAAGGAGGAUUCAAAGUCGUCUAAAGCAGAGAUCGACACCACCGAGGAAGACGAACGUUCCGUGAAGCCCAGUGAAGUUUCAUCUGGAGACAAAACAUCGUCGAACAUCCCAGAUGUGUCCACGGAUAUCGAAAAGCAGAGAAAAUCGAGUAUCGAUACUAAAUCUCUGGGUACAGAGAGGAAUACGAAAUUCCGUGGGACGAUCGAUCAAACGGAACGAACGGAGAGGAAGCAUUUCCAGAAGGAGGCGGACGAUUCAUCGAAGCUUUCCGAGAAGGAGACGUUGAUCUCGAAACUGCUCGAAGAUUCUCUACGAAAGGCCCGGGAAAACGGAGAGAUCCUCGACGAGAGUAGCGGCGAGGCGAUUCUGAAGAUCCUGAAGCAAAGCCUACUGAAAAGCAAGGAGUACGAGAGCUCCGAGUCGACACUCGAGGCAAAUUACUCGAGAACGUCCGGCUUGAAUUUGGACGGUGACUUUAUCUCGACGAACCUAUUCCUCGAGGAGAAUCCUUACGAGGUGAUCAAAGAGCCCAUAUACGAGGAGAUACCCGACGAGCCACCUCCUCUACCGUUGAGCCCACCGCCGACGGAGGAUUAUUUAAAGGACAGAAUAUACUUCGGGGACAUCGACUAUUACAGAAAGGGCAGUUCUGAACAGUUUCUCGGCUCGUACUUGACGGAGAAUGUCUUCAAGAAACCGAAUUCAGAGGAUCUUACGGAGACCUAUCUGUCGAAGAGUCCUGAGGACUUUUUCAAGAAAAUGUCCACAUCGCCAGAGGAGGAGAAUAUCUCGAGCAAAUUCGAGUUGCUGAAUUUUUUGAUGGACUCGAAGGACAGGACGAUAUCGAUCGAAGGAGAGGAUGAUGAGGAUGACGAGGACGAAGAGGAUACCGAGGGAGAUCUGGAAGCGCUGUAUGAACAGAAGGAGACCAGUCUCGGCGAUCUGAGCUCGAAGAGCUCGCAGAUCUCGAACGUUUCCGAUAGCAGCGAGGAGUGCAAUAUUAUCCUGACUAGUUCGUCGGAAACGUCGAAGGCACGAGGUGUGGACAUAGAAAGAACUGAUAGCGGAGUCGGAUCGGAAAGCAGUCAAGCCAGCAGCACUCGAGGCGUGCCGAGACGUUGGAGAACAGGAAACGUCUCUUCGGGACCAGGAAGUCUCUUUGGUGGAAUCCCACAAGUGAUUUCCGGUGAUUCAAAACUCUGCGAGGAUUGCGAGCAGCGUUUGGAUCCUUUGAUAACGGACAGUGGUGUAGUGUACGCACCCUUCGUGUGCAGGAAAUGCGCGAAAAAGAGGGUGGAACGCAAGGAAAUCAUAACGGAAAUCGUAGAGACUGAACAGAAGUAUGGAAGGGAUCUUCAUAUCAUACUCGAAGAAUUUCAUAGACCGAUGUUCAGGGCUGGUCUCUUAACUUCGGAACAGUUGACAGCAAUAUUUCUAAAUGUCGAAGAGCUUCUCGAACACAAUCUCGUACUCGCGGAAAAAUUAAAGGAUGCUGUGGAAUUAGCGCAAGAAUCCGGAGACGAAGAUCUUCUAACAGUGGACGUAGGAAAGAUCUUUCUGGAGUCCGAACGGAUGCUUCACGCGUUCGAAAGUUAUUGCACCCGCCAGGGAAGCGCGAGCUUACUGUUGCAGAACUUGGAGAAAGAGAAGGAGCUGUUGCGAAUUUUCCUAAAAGUCUCGCAAAUGGAAAACACCGUUCUACGUAGAAUGAACUUGAAUUCUUUUCUUAUGGUUCCCGUUCAAAGAGUGACAAAAUAUCCUCUUCUACUGGCACGAUUGCUGAAAGCUACGCCAUCCGUGCGACCAGACAUUCAAGAAGCUAAAGAAAGACUGAAGCAGGCCCAAACCAACAUCGAGCUACACUUGGAACACAUGAAUGCUGAAGCUAAGGAUGUGACAUCAACGAAGCUCUGGAGAAGAAUCUCCAUCAUACAAAAUGGUAGACGGCCAAUUGGUGAACAAGAGAUGGUGAAUAUAAAACUGAGGAAGAUGGCCGUAGAGGUGUUAGAAUGGGCCCACGAGGAAGCCAAAUUUGUUCUGGAAGGACGUCUCUUAGUUGCUCAGCCAACUGAUAACAAUUGGAGACGUGGACGAACCGUGAAGCUUGCUCCUGUCACUGCCAUGUUGGUUACGAAUGGCAAACCAAACGCAGAAGAUAUUGAGAUCAAUGACGACUCCCUUUUCCCAAGGUACAUAGGUAUCAAAGAGGCUACCCUGUUGUUGGUAAAAGAAAAACUCGGACGGUACUCUUUACUUCGCGAACCACUGUACCUUGAUAAGUGUAUUGUGUGCUGUGAAACAGAUCUUGAGGAUUACUUUGAAGUCCAAGAACUGUAUUCCAAGGAAACUUUUAUAUUUAAGGCUGAAGAUGGAGCCAGAACGAAAAGAUGGUGUCGGACGUUGCAAGCCCACGCACAAUCUCUGGGCGCAUGGCGGAAACGUCGUGGAGCAUUGCCGAACAUAAUGAUAUGCGGGGUCGCGAGAAACUGAUAAAUAAUUCGCAGGAUUAGAUAUAAAAAAAGAUCGAACAACAAUAGAAUUGUACAAUGUACAGGCGUUAUUUAAAGGUGAUUAUAUUCCUAAAUGCGCGAACGUGUUUGCGCGUGUAGCGCAGCGGAUCGAA